AUGCUAAGGGGUUUGAUUAAUGCUUACUGGCCAGUAAAAGCUGUCCCAGAUUUACUGUUUACGAGAGGUAUUUUCAUUUGCUCAAUCGGAAACCCUGAACCCGAAUACAAAGAUACGAGACACAAUGUUGGACACAAGGUGAUGGACCAACUCAUCCACAUGUAUUGGAAAGAGCACUUGUAUAAGCAAGAAAACUACUAUUACUCCCGAAAAUAUCCCAAUUUAGUAUUGUUCAAAUCCGACUCAACAUUAAUGAAUCUCCAGGGUAAAAUAGUAUGGAAACAUUUCCAACAGUUUCGCAAACAGUCAAACUUGAUAGUUCUUCACGAUGAUUUAGAGCGUAACUUGGGAAAGUUUCAAGUGAGGAAACCAGGCACGAGUUCAAGGGGACACAAUGGGCUCAAGUCAAUCGACGAAGUCUAUAAAAACAAGUAUGAGAAAAUAGCUAUAGGUAUAGGAAGACCAAGUUCAAAGUCUGUGACAAAUUACGUUCUUCUGAAAUUUGAUGCAAAAGAGCAGGAAAUUUUGGAUUUCGAAGUUAUACCUAAAGUUGUGAAAGAAUUGGAAUGCAAAAUUGAAGCCGAUUUGAGACGCCUUAGGAGUUCGAAGGGAAAGGAGGCACCCCUACCAGUUGGUAUUAAAAAAGUAUAG
Molecule: messenger RNA, 651 nt
Organism: Lodderomyces parapsilosis
Lineage: Eukaryota; Fungi; Ascomycota; Pichiomycetes; Serinales; Debaryomycetaceae
Product: aminoacyl-tRNA hydrolase
Exons: 1
Coding region: 1-651 (216 amino acids)
Molecular function (GO): peptidyl-tRNA hydrolase activity
Source: RefSeq, a predicted model, not a curated record